CACACUCCUUACAGUAAAAUACCAAUAUGGCAGAAGCGGUGGGACUUGCGCGGUAACUAAAGCAACAUAACACAGGAGCACACUGUCAAAUUCAACACUAAUCAGUACAAGACCGCAGCGAUGAGGGAGAGACAGAAGAAAAAGAAGGGGAGGACAUGGGCAGAAGCUGCUAAAACGGUAUUGGAAAAGUACCCGAACACACCCAUGAGCCACAAAGAGAUCCUACAGGUGAUCCAGAGGGAGAGACUGAAAGAGAUCAGUGGCCAGUCAGCUGUCUGCUUCAUUGAGUGUAACUGGCUGUGUUCCCUGUUACCUAGUGGUACUUCCCCGCUGGCAUGUCUUAAUGCUAUGCUCCACACCAACUCUCGCAGUGAAGAAGGGAUCUUUUACAAAGUACCUGGACGAAUGGGGGUCUACACACUGAAGAAGGACAUUGGGGACGUGGUGAAGGAACUGUCUGAGGAGGGGUCAGAGGUGAAGGAGCUGUCUGGGGAGGGGUCAGAGGAGCUGUCUGAGGAGGGGUCAGAGGAGCUGUCUGAGGAGGGGUCGGAGGAGCUGUCUGAGAAGGGGUCGGAGGUGAAGGAGCUGUCUGAGGAGGGGUCGGAGGAGGAUGGUAGUGAUAAUCUGUCUGAUUCCCAGAGAAGCACAGAGAACAACAACUACAACGCUAACAACCAGGAGAGCAGGAGGGGACGGUGGAGGAGGAGAGGGCCCUCCAAGCUGCCGCCUGAUCCGUUGUCUCCUCAGCCACGCUGUUCAUCUCCCUCUGUCCCCAGCAGCAAGCUCAUCUCUCCCUCACAGAAACACUGCAAGAAGGCCCUCAAACAGGCCCUGAAGCAGCAGCAGCAGAGGAACCAGCGGAGACAAGGGGGCAUGCCCAUAACCUCCAGCCCUAGACUACUGCUUAAGACUGACACCAUUGCCACUAAGACCGACUCCUGUCCUGCUGCUGGUACCAGGAAGAUGUCCCAGAGGUCCAGUCGACUCAGUGCACGGCAACUGAAGCAUACCAAGUGUGCAGAGAUAGACGUUGAGACACCAGACUCUAUCCUGGUUAACACCAACCUGCGUGCCCUGAUCAACAAACACACCUUCUCUGUCCUGCCCACAGAGUGCCAAGAGAGGCUACUGACGCUACUGCCUGAGGUCGACCAACAGGCCUGUAUGGAUGGUCUGUUGAAGGUAACCAGUUCUGCCUUGAACAAUGAGUUUUUCACAUCAGCAGCUCAGUCCUGGAAGGAACGACUGGCGGAAGGUGAGUUCACUCCUGAGUUGCAGCUGAGAAUGCGUCAGGAGAUUGAGAAGGGGAAGAAGGUGGAGCAUUGGAAGGAGAGCUUCUUUGAGAACUACUAUGGUGAAAACUCUGGACUCAGCUUAGAGGAAUCAAAAGAGCUGCUUGAGUCUGGGCUCAGUCUGGAGCUCUCAGCCACCAAAGCCCAGUCGUCUCCUCCAACACAGCCACGUCCUGCUGGCCAAGCACUGCAAGACGCCAAGAUCCCUGCGAACAGCUGCCAGACUCGCUCUUCAGAGAGGAGGCUCCGAUCAUCAUCACUGCCCAUAAACCCGACAUGUAAACCCAUAGAACCUACCAAGUCAAGGCCAGAGCCUGUUCAAGACGAACCAGUAGCAGUCCCACCCGUUGUACUACCGGUGCUGCCAGUAAAGAUCGUUCAGAAGACACUGGAGGUUGAGUACCCCAGACACAGGACUCGUAGCAGAGGUUUAUCCCUACCUAUAGUGGCAGUGGAGGCAGCUGUUGUGCGGAGACAUGAUGUGGUGGGUUCAACCUCAACGGUUACUCCACUUGGAGAGAAGCAGGAGGAAGAUGAGGAGCAGGAUUUGAAAGAAGCCCAGCCAGACACCCCCCAGUACCCUGAGAUCCCCCCGUCUCCUGAGAUCCCCCCGUGCCCUGAGAUCCCCCCGUCCCUUGAGAUCCCACCAUCCCCUGAGAUCCCACCAUCUCCUGAGAUCGCACCAUCCCCUGAGAUCCCACCGUCCCCUGAGAUCCCCCCGUCCCCUGAGAUCCCCCCGUCCCCUGAGAUCCCCCAGUACCCUGAGAUCCCUCCGUCCCCUGAGCUCCCCCCGUCCCCUGAGAUCCCCCCGUCCCCUGAGAUCCCCCCGUCCCCUGAGAUCCCCCCGUCCCCUGCCCAGGAGAGUCAUCCAGAGGUCUGCCCCCAGAUGAAGCUCAGUUCAUCACUGCCAAUCGACCUUCCAGAGCCUCUGGGCGUAGACAAGCAUAGUGGGGAGAGGAGGGAAGAUGUUGACGCUACACCAGAGAGAGGAGCCUCAGCCCCUGUGUCAGUCACCUCUGUAUCCUCCCCUGUAUCCUCCCCUGUAUCCUCCCCUGUAUCCUCCCCUGUACCCACCACCCCAUCCCCGGAGCUGUUGAAAAGGAAGUCCUCGUCCAGUGAACAGGAAGUAGAGCUGACUCCAGAGAAGAGGGCCCGCAUCACUCCACCAGCAGUAUCUGUGGUAACCUCUCCAGCAGCCACAUUAACAACAGCACAGAGAGUGCCUCCGCUUCAGAUUACUGUGUCGCGAAUCCUAUCAGUCCCAGUCCUUGCAUCUCCAACCCAGGUGUCCCCCAGGACCCCUCUCCCUGUCUCCCUCAGUCCCAGUCCCAGUCCCAGUCCUGGUCCUAGCCCCGGACGCAUUGGUGCUCGCACUCUGGCUGACAUCAAGGCUAAAGCCCAGCUAGCCCGGACCCAACGUGCAGCAGCAGCUGCAGCGAGCUCCUUCUCUAAAGGUGCAGUACCAGGCCCAGGACCAGGAGGAGGCAGUGGAGAGCAAGGAAACCAUAGAGCUUUAGCCCAGACCCUCCACUCUAGACCCUCCUCCUCCACCCAAAGCUCCACCCAAUCUCAGUCAACCACCAAGCUGCCAGCAAGCAGCACCAUUGGUCAAUCUACCUGUCAAUCACCCAAUGCAGUCACCACACUAGCCCACUCCCAUUAUGUCCAAUCAGGCUCCUCUGUGCCCUUUGACCUUAGCCUGUCUCAAAGAGGCUCCAACACCAGCAGAGCGUCUCUCACUGAUGACCGACAGAGAGGCUACUCUGCUGGUAACAUGAGCCCAGGUUUUCUGAUGGGGCCUCAACAUGGGAACACUCAACAUACAUCACACCCAUCAGGUCCCCAGUCAACCUUUAGCCUCACUUCAUCUGUGUGUGGUGUGAAGAGCCAGUAUGUACCUGGAGGCUCCAUGGCAGCCAGGGCUAGCCACUUCAUCCCAGCCAACAACCCCCUGGUCACAUCUCUCCUCCAGGGGAAAGAGGUCCCUCUGGAACAGAUCCUCCCCAAGCCGCUGGCCAAGGCAGAGGUCCAGGUGGCCCAAGCCAAACCCUCCCAUGAUGACAAAUGGAAGAUAAAGUCCCACAGCACAGCCGGGACAGCCAGUGGUGGAAGCCAGAGUCAGUACCUACACUCUGGUGGUGUGGAGGACAACAGUAGAUCCAAACUGCAAGGAUCCAUAGGCCGCUCCCCCUCCGCCAUACCUGGAACAAGAGCAGGUAAGUUGGCAGAGCUCCAGCACCAUCAAAGGGAAACACCUAACAAAGACACCCAGGAGCAGAUCCUCAGGGCUCUGAUGCAGAGGGCCACCCAGCAGCACCAGAACCAGCCGUAUGGGGUCUCAGGCGAGGCUCAGCGUGCCCAGUUUGGAGCCUGCAAUCUAGGGCACCAGGAGGAGUGUGGGGAUCGUCACCGGUUCUCCGCGGGGUUCCUUGGAAGGAAGAGGAUGUCCAGGCCUGCCAUGUCAGGGCACUACCUCCUCAAUGUUUCCACGUACGGACGAGGCUCAGAGAGCAGUAAACGCUCCCACCCAUUGGCUACCGCCAACACCUCACUGACCCCUCUGGCCAAUCUGAAGAGAGAACACACAGAGGGAGAGGAGCUGGCUAAUGAAGGGGAGGAGUCAGUGGAGAAUAAACCUCAUUCUCAUUGUAACUCAGCUGGAGGAGUCAAGAUGGAACAGCAGGGCUUCUCAAUCACAAAAAUGGGUGAAGCUCUGGGCUUUCAGCGCUGUUCCAGGAUAAAGUCUGAGUCUCCAUCAGUGGAGGGCUGUCUACCGGAACGGAAGGACAACAGUUUAGCCAGUACAGAGAGAGACAGUGGCACUUCUGCAAGAGCCAAAGAAACCAACCUUUUCACCCAAUCACAGCACAGGAGGCACCUGGAACUUUGCAAUAGUAAACAGGGUGGUCAUUCUGAGCCAUAUCGGGUAUCUGUAUCUCCCCACGUGGGGACCAUGGACCCCAGUCACCCCAGUACUCACCAGCAUCCGUCUGCCUUUCAAACCCAGAGACCUCCAAUCAAUAAUCAGGAAUCCAUGGUGGGGUCCUGCUACAGUGGCACCAUCAGCAUGUCUGUACCUCACACUCUGAGUCUGAACCACAGUGCUGCUGUUUCAGGUACCGCUUCCAGCACCUCCCUCCCUGUGUCAGGUAGUGGUGGGGACAGCGGCAGUGGCACCGGCAGUGUCAUGUCUUUCUCAGUGACCGUCACUACCAUACCUGCCGGUCACACUUUGGACCACAUAAACCAGGGGGAGGGGUCUCCAGAGCAGGGGUGUAUGGAGAGAUCUGGUGUAGAGGACGUUCAGUCUAAAUGCUACUGCCGACUCAAAGCUAUGAUCAUGUGUAAAGGGUGUGGGGCCUUCUGCCAUGACGAUUGCAUUGGCCCUUCGAAACUCUGUGUCUCGUGUCUAGUGGUACGAUAAAACGAAUGUUAGAAAUUAUUUGUUUCAAAUCUUUAUUGUUGCACCAAGGAACAAGUCAGCAUCAAGUAAUCUACCAUUGUCAAGAAGUAGUUACCAGUAGGGUUGGGGUCAAUUCGAUUUCAAUUCAGGAAGUAAACUGAUUUGAAUUCCGAUUCAAAUUUUCUCACAGAAAAAAAAGUGGAAUUGCAAAGUCAGUUUAUUUCCUGAAUUGAUUAAAUUGAAGUGGAAUUGACCCGAACCAUGGUUACCAGGGUAAAUGCACAGUGGCCAUACUAAACCCAACCCAUGGUUUUCAGUGGGGAGGCAAAGCAUUUACGCUAGACGAUCAUAGUCUUGUUUAAUCUGUUCCAUCUGAGAAAUACUGGUUUGUUUCAGGCAAUUCACAGUAGUAGUUUUGUUUUGAACAGUUCAAAUCAAAUCUGCACCUUUCAGACUUGAGACAUGUUGAAUCUUGCCAAUACUUUGCACUUGGACAUGUUAUUGUUCUAUAUUUUUGUAAAGAUAGUUUAGAUUUUUUUAAAGAAAGAAAAAAAUGAAUGUUGCUAUUUUUGUAGAACGUAAUAACACUGUUGUUAUGUUAAAGACUGCCACUCCUUGUUGUGGAGUUUAAGUUAUGAUGUUUUAAAAGGUGAAGAAGGGAGUUCAAUGGGGUUUUCGUGUAGGUGGGGGAGUACAAAUAUACUGAUUUAUAUCGAUUUUAAAGGUUGCAAUCAAUCAUUUAUAUAUUGACAGUACUAGAAACAGUCUUACAGAUAUAUAACCAGAGAAUAGAUAUUUGAAAUUAUUAUUUUGAUUAUAAAAAAUAUGUCACAAUGAUUGCACUUAGCUUUUCUAAAUACUAACACUUACUGGGCAAAGGACUUGAAUGACAGCUCUACUGUGUGUAUACUGUACACUAUACAUGUAGUGUACACUGUACAUGUAGUGUACACUAUACAAGUAGUGUACAGCCUUCGUACUCUAACAUGGUGUUGAAAAGUUAAAGCACUUCACAGAUAAAUGGAUAAAUAGUGCCCUUCGAGGAGCAAGCUGAGUAGCCUGGUCCCAGAUCUGUUUGUAUUGUUUAAUGACAGUAGAGUAGCCUGCUCCCAGAUCUGUUUGUAUUGUUUAAUGACAGUAGAGUAGCCUGGUCCCAGAUCUGUUUGUAUUGUUUAAUGACAGUAGAGUAGCCUGGUCCCAGAUCUGUUUGUAUUGUUUAAUGACAGGAGCCAUAGGAGUUGUCAAUACAGUACUAACAGAUCUGUGGCAAGGCUACUAAGAUCUUUCCCAUUUCAGUCAUUGGUGAAGUUUUACCGACACCGUGAACCUUUAUUGCCUCCUAAAACCUCGACUUAAAGAUAUUCUGUCUCAUGACGCAUUAUUUUUCAUACGUGGAUGCUUGUUUGUGGAUAGCAACGUAACUUUUAGCCGUGAUGUACCGUUAAAAGACUCAGAGAAAGAAGGGAGUAAAAUGUAUAAUUCUUUUGCUUUGUAAAUAUUGUCUUUAAGCUAUAUUUAGAAAUUAAUUCUCUAUCUAAGCUUUAUGUACGUUGCUUAAGCAUAUCCAACAUUAUAUCCAACAUUAUAUGGUUUUAUUGCAAAAGAGUUUAUAUCUCUAAAAGACAUUACGCAAAAAUGUGUAUUUAAACGCUAAAUGCUGUACUAUCAACAAACCAUUCAAAAAGUAUAGGCUCCUGGUAUAUACAGGUCGAUAGGGAGGUAGAGGUACAGUUUACUACAUAUAAAGCAAAGGCACAUAAUAUGGGUAUGCAUGGUGAUUGCAAUUAUAAAAUCUAAAUGUAUCAAUCAUAUUUUUUAAUGAUCUGACUAAAACUAAAGAUAGUUGCUGAGUACCGGUAUAUUUUAUAGAAAUCAUUUCCAUGGUAACAUGCCAAAGUCACCUCAUGAAAACUUAAAGAUCAGAUCUCUUUUUUUUUUUAAAUGUCUGACUAGUUAAAGAAAGUAAUAUAUUUUAAGUCAUAUAUUUUAAUAUAAAAAAAUCUAUUUACAAAUCUUUUUUUUUUUUUAAGAACAGGGUAUUUUUUUUAACGUUUUUGUUGGAGUGGACAGACCAAUUACUUUUGUAACAAACAAAAAAUCCCCAGAUUUUCUGAUUCUGUAUGUCCUUUUCCACUGAAGACCUGCCUGGAAUAUUUUAACCCUCUGAACUGAAUGCUCUUGUAAUGACUUUGGUUAAUACGAUAAGGGUCUUUGUUUUAUGUCUUACACAUAUUUUAAGCAUUAACUAUGUGCUUUAUUUAAGGAAAAAUUAAUGCCUGUAAAUUAACAAUACAAUUUCAUGGCUCCGUUUGUAAGUGGUCGGUGGAUUGGAUCCAGGCCCUUGUGUGUGUGUGUGUGUGUGUGUGUGUGUGUGUGUGUGUGUGUGUGUGUGUGUGUGUGUGUGUGUGUGUGUGUCACAUGAUUCUCAAAAAGUUCAAAGUCUACGUCCCAAAUAGUACCCUAUUCCUUUAUAAUGUUGGGAAUAGGGCGCCAAUUGGGAAGCAACCAAAUGGUUCAGAAAUGGAGGGUUCAUAUUUUGUAAGGAUAUAAAAGAGACCUUAUAUUUAUGAUUUCCCCUCUAUCAUUGCAAACUUUUUAAUGAAGUUUAGUAUUGAGUAUUAAUGGUUUAAAAAAUAUAAAAAAAAUUAUAUUGACUGACUUGUGAUGGUGACUGGAUUGCAAAGAGAAAGUUGUUUUUACCUACAGUACAUUUUGUAAACAGGCAGCUAACGUCUUUAUGGAUGAAUAAUCGAUUUAGUAGCCUACUCAACUUUGUCCUUUUUCUCAAACCUUGAUUGACUUUUUUUUAAAGCAAUUGAUAGCCUAAAUUCAAGGGGAUAUAUUGAUUAGAUUAAUUUUGAAACCUAAGGACAAAAAAUAAAGGUUGAGGAUAGAUUUGGAGGAAAAGUGUUUUCUAAGUGUCAUCGGGCAAUCAAUAAUGGUUUGAAAAUGUCUGUCUGUCUUGUGAAGGGUGCAUUCCCCUCAGUCUGUCAUUUUUGCUGUUUUUAGAUUUUAAAGUCUCCAUUUUAAAAUGCAGGUGAAUGUAAUAUAGUAAUCAGCACUUGUCAACAAAGAAUAAAUAACAAUGAGAAAACA
Molecule: messenger RNA, 7791 nt
Organism: Salmo salar (Atlantic salmon)
Lineage: Eukaryota; Metazoa; Chordata; Actinopteri; Salmoniformes; Salmonidae
Source: RefSeq, a predicted model, not a curated record